AAUAAUACUGUAUAAAAUAAUAUGUACACUUAUUUUUGAUCAAUUUUUUUUAUACCAAAAAUCAUGAUGGAGUUGUCAAAACGUAUGUAAAUAAAGGAUUAGUAGAGGGGAUUUGACGUUAUUUCAAAAGUCGAAUUAAUAUAAAGAAAUAAACGUACUUAUUGUUAUUCCUGCCGAUAGAAUUUAUUUUCCCUGUUUUGAAUAAAGUAUUCUUUUCUAGCUCAUUCCUAAAAUACAAAUGCCUUUCAUAUCCCUUGUAACAACUAUCCUAACCUAAAAUAAUAUGAUCUUCGUUGUAUUCUAAUGAUUUCUGUUACACGUCAAUAAAUUUUAUUAUACAAUGGAUAACAUAUUUGGGAAAGAGGACUCUGGAAAUGAAAGUGAGCACAUAGAUGUGGAGGAAAAGGAAGAGAAGGGUAGUCCUUCUCCACAUUCUGGAACUAAGGAUGCGGAGUCAAUGGAUAUUGAUAGUAUGCAGGUCAAGGUAGAAUCAGAUGCCAUGAGCUCUCAAUCUCAAUCUGAUGUUGAAGAAGUAGGAUCCAAUUCAUUGUGCACAGCUGUGGAAGAUCAGUUGGAAAUUGUUAAACAUGAAAUUGAGAUGAGAGAAGAAGAUCAAGCUACAGAGGACAUGUUUGAAAAUGAUAUAGUUCUACCUCAUGCGAAUCCAACAAGUAUUAAAGAAAGAAGAGAAAGCAAAGAAAAAAGCAAGAAAGAGUUGGAAGAAGAAGAGAGAGAAAAGAUGCAAGUAUUAGUUUCAAAUUUUACUGAAGAUCAAUUGGACAGAUAUGAAAUGUAUAGAAGAGCUGCUUUUCCAAAAGCAGCGAUAAAAAGGAUUAUGCAAACUAUAACAGGUUGCUCUGUAUCACAGAAUGUAGUUAUUGCUAUGUCUGGUAUCGCAAAGGUGUUUGUUGGAGAAAUUGUAGAAGAAGCUCUUGAUGUUAUGGAAACUCAUCAAGAAACAGGGCCAUUACAACCGAAACAUUUGAGGGAAGCCGUUCGAAGAUUAAGACUUCAAGGACAGAUUCCGAAUGGUCGUGCUCAUAAGGCGUUUUUUAGGCUAUGAAUACUUCGUGGCUAAUGUUAAAUAUACGUUAAUUUAGAAGAUUGUUAUUUUUCUACAAAAGAGAAAUUUGAUAAAUGCAUGAUACAGAAGCGAGCCAAUUUAGAAGCAAGUACAAACGAGUUUCAAUUAGAGGUGUAACAAAUAUCUGCUGUAAAUGUUUUGUGUACACUGAAAUACUCAUAUUAUUUGUAUUCGCGUAAAAAAUAACUUCCAUUAUAUAGCUAUUAUAUUUAUACAUACGAAAUAAGACGAAUAUCAAAAAUAUCGUUAUCUCGAUUUUAUUGGGUAUUAAAUAACCUGAACAUA
Molecule: messenger RNA, 1369 nt
Organism: Osmia bicornis bicornis
Lineage: Eukaryota; Metazoa; Arthropoda; Insecta; Hymenoptera; Megachilidae
Gene: Taf11
Product: transcription initiation factor TFIID subunit 11
Exons: 5
Coding region: 341-1063 (240 amino acids)
Biological process (GO): RNA polymerase II preinitiation complex assembly; transcription initiation at RNA polymerase II promoter
Cellular component (GO): nucleus; transcription factor TFIID complex
Molecular function (GO): transcription coactivator activity; protein heterodimerization activity
Source: RefSeq, a predicted model, not a curated record